Colletotrichum lupini is the source of this 2925-nucleotide messenger RNA. RefSeq lists its product as uncharacterized. Bases 1 to 2925 code for a protein of 974 amino acids. Lineage: Eukaryota; Fungi; Ascomycota; Sordariomycetes; Glomerellales; Glomerellaceae. The record is from RefSeq and is a predicted model, not a curated record. The transcript is spliced from 26 exons.
AUGGCGUUCUGUAAGCUUGGGCUACCAUCGGCCCCCUUCGAAGUUUCUCACCCGAAUCAUAUUGUCAUCAGCGACUUGCCUAUUUUUCUGCGCAAUAUUGGAAGCUACUGCACUACCACCCCGCAAUACUCGAUGCUCUCGGCCCUUCUCCAGAGCCAAGCGCUGUCACAUGAGAAGACGUUGAGAAGAAUCAGUUACCUGCUCCGCCCGGCGCGUCGCUUUCACUUUCAAAAGGUUAAUGGACUGUGGGGGAAACCCAUCGCUUCGAGCCUUUACCACUUCAAGACCAGAGCCGGCCCUCGGCACGCCAAUCUUUACAUGCCCCUUGCAGGAGUCAUGUCCGCUGUCAACUCGCCAGGACAGGCCCGGGAGAGGUACCUCUGCCGCAUCGUUACCAAGUCCGACUACGACUACGAGUUCUACGAGGACCGAAACGACCCCAGCUGGACAUCGGUGACUGGACCGCACGCAACCGCUGGAUCGCCGUACCUGAGUACAUCCAUGCCUAAUGCAACGCUGAAGCCUCGAGGACACAUCACUUGCAUCGCGUGCGCCCAGACACUCGAUAUGCUUACUCUUGUUGACUUGUCAUGGCCUUGCGGGCCCAGCCUGAUCACAAACUUUGAAGUAUCGAUUGAUGCAGGAGUCUACAUUGGUCCCAAACGAACACAGCUUCAUAACAUCCCAUCUUUGCCACAUCGCUCUGUAAUUCACUCUUCCCUGGCUGUUCAUAACACUGGUACUAUUGAUACUCAGCUUCUCUAUUCUCACCAAUUGUCCAGAGUCAUGUCGUCUUCACGGGCCCCCGAACCCACCCGUCAACGCUUGAUCGUCCCGCGCGCACUCUAUCUGCGCAUCGAUGAUCCUAUUCCUGGCCGCUUGACAUGUCCGCCGCCAAGCUGUUACGCCCUGCGCCUUAUACCAAAAUACAAGCGACUUGGCGACUUCUUCGUUAGGACAAACCAGGACCACCAUGGACGGUUCUGGGCCCAGAAAGUUCAGAAACUUCUCCCUUCUCCUCCCAAAAGAGACAUAAACGGUUCGCGACAAUCCCUCCGGCUGAAGACCUGUCUCCGCCUGGCUUGGCUUUGGGUUCAUUUAGAGCGUAGCUCAAUACUCAAUAUCAUCAUCUUUAAACCGGGUACAUCCCAAAAUAAGAUCUACGUGGCGUUGCCCAUGUUCCCUCCUGUCCACAUGGCCUGGGCACACCUGCUUGUCGUGACCAUUUUCUUCCUCGCAGAUUCUCCGCGUCGGUCGGUAGCGCAGAUCAUCCCCACGGGACACUCGAACAAGUCUAAUUUCCCCCAUCGACGCGCUGGAGGCCUUGAUGUAGUGGAGGAGACAAAUCUGGAGAGGGGAUCCGGGGUUUUCCUUAACUUGGCAUGCGGGAGAUUUAUCCAAGGCAAUUCAAUCCAUAGAAUGAGACCGAAGCGCCUCCGGGGCCACCGUUCGAUCCGGGGGUCGAACAAAAAUACCUCCCUACCUAACGCUGCGGCGGCAUCUACUAUGAAGUUCCUCACAACAAGGCUCAGAUCCUCUGCUGCACAUCCGGCCCGACCGAGCAGCGUCGCAUCCGGCACCAUCACGGCGGCUCUUGUGAAUGUGCAAUGCCCAAUAUAUUUGUGUUCUCCUCUGCCUCUAAUCCGGGCUUGUCCCCCGCCCCUAACCCACUCAAACCUGCUGUCUGGGGCCGUGGAUGCUGAGGGGAAAUGGGGUCCGGGGAAGGACAGAAAUGGAAGCUUCCAUCUUGACAUCUUGGAGGAUCUUGGAACCAAGGCCUCUCGCUCGAAUAGGGCCCGAGUCAACUGCCCAAGACAAUGGGCGGAUAACGCAGCUGAAACUGAUGCUUUUCUUGUGUUCUUCCACACAUGUGACUGUUUUCACGAUACUUGGCAGAGGCAUCUACACACGAUGUUUGAGGUCUGCCACUUUACCAUCCAUAAACCUGCCCAUCUUUACCAUCACCAUGAUGUUGGCGUGUAUUCGAGACUGGGAGCUGGAAGAGGUACUUCAGCUUUUUGUGCAUUUGGCGGCGAGGCUCCCAAGCCGUACGAGUCUUUGUGCUCCCUUCGCCACCGUCUUCCACAUCAUCGUCGCGCCCUUCCAACCCCUUUGUCAAAUCGCCAGCUUAAAGUAAACCAUAUCGGCGGCCACCUGCACCAGCAAGUCCAGAUUCACCGCUCAGAUACGUCUCCGAAGCUCAAGCAAGUAGCCAACCGCCUUGCGGAUACCGGAAGGCACGGUCCUUUUCCCACCGACGUGCUCUCGGACCGUGGACGGGACCUUCUUGAGGUCGUAGGUAUGGAGCCAAGCUUACAGAAGAGCCUCGACAUCGACAUCUGCUUCACAUGCGCAUGCUUUGAUGCUGGUCGUCAUUCCGUACCAAAGCAUCCCAGUUCGGUCGAACAGGACAUGAAACACCAAGAUCGAUUCAUCCGUUACCACCACGCCGAUAAUCAACCCAAGACGUGCGGUAACCACCGCACCACACACUCUCGAAACAAACAAAAAGGCCAGGCAGAGUCGCAAACCAGGCCGACCGAACGGCCAUCAGAUAAAAAGACCCUUUUGAGUCGAAACGAAACGGAACGUCUGAUCUUGCUUGCACCCGUCCUGAAACCCGAAUGGGCCAGCAGGUAUAUUGCCACACCAGCCGCCGCUUUGAUGGGAACGAGGCUCACCCCCGUUCCACCUUAUUUUGCCGCUUCCAUGACAAUAAAGCAUGGCAGAUCAGUGGCAAAAGUGUCACUUCAAAACUCCCCAUCUUCGCAGGACGUCGGAAAAAUGGACGGCCAGGCAGGCGGCAAGUCUAUAAUGCUUCUAUCCAGUAGCCGUCUAUGCAACAAAGCCCAGGAUGCCAUGCAAAACGAAGAAACAAAGUCCAUGGAUGAGUAUCCAUCGUCAUCAUCCAAUACGCCUCCAUGA